Messenger RNA from Heterostelium album PN500, 459 nucleotides. RefSeq lists its product as uncharacterized. Bases 1 to 459 code for a protein of 152 amino acids. The record is from RefSeq and is a predicted model, not a curated record. The transcript is spliced from 8 exons. NCBI's taxonomy places the organism in Eukaryota, Evosea, Eumycetozoa, Acytosteliales, Acytosteliaceae.
AUGUUGGACAAUCUUCCAAACGAGAUUGCAAGAAUUAAAUCAUUCAUUUCCAAAUUGCCUGUAAUGUUUCAUACAAAUACAAAUGAAAAUUUAAGAGAGACAUCAAAUUUUUUAGCAAUCCGCCAACUAGAGCAAAAAGAACUAAAAAUUAAUAUUGAUAAUAAUUCAAAAGAAAUAUUAAUAUGUGCAAUUAAAGUAAAUUUCAGUAUGGUAUGUUCAUUUGUAGCAUUGGUACCGGAAGUACAUAUCAUACUGAUAGAUCUAUCCACCACAUUAUUUUGUUUAAUUAGUGGUAUUGUUUGUGUUUUAUAUAUGUUACUUUACACUGAUUCGUGUUUGAUCAAAUUCUACUACUUGAAAAUCAAUCAAUUAUGUAAUAUUGGUAAUGACGAUGGUGCAGUAGUACUAGUUAUAAUUAAAAUCAAUCCAUUACCUCAUCCAAUCGAAAUUAUUCAAUAG